AUGUGCGAGCGGAGGCCUUUGAGGCAGGUUGAGACGCCUGAGACGUUGGAUUCAGUUGAGCAGGCGUCAGAGGGGGUCGUUGUCGAGGAGGACCACGACAAGGAGGCGAUCGUCGUCGUGCUGGGAUUUAACGGGAAGGAUAAGGGCGCCGAAAGGCCCGGCUCGGGGAUGAAGGGAACAAUGGAGUUGCCCAUCUGGCACGCGCCAAGGCCGCAGUAG
Messenger RNA from Colletotrichum destructivum, 219 nucleotides. RefSeq lists its product as uncharacterized. The transcript has a single exon. The coding region runs from base 1 to 219 and encodes 72 amino acids. The record is from RefSeq and is a predicted model, not a curated record. Lineage: Eukaryota; Fungi; Ascomycota; Sordariomycetes; Glomerellales; Glomerellaceae.